CAACAAACAGUUAGCGUGAAAUGUGGGGCAGAAGACAGAAGAUCCUGAAAACGAUUCUUUGGAAAAGUUCACUGUAUGACGGCGUCCCGGCAAACCGAAGGAAGCAGAAGCUGUGAUGUCUGAUCCAGUUAAAGACAAAGAGAAAAAAGGAGGCAAACUAGCUGCUGACGGAACCAGAGAUGAGGAAGACACCGGUCAGAGGACCAUAACUUUGGAGAAUACCUACCAGCUAGGGCCUUUAAAACGCUUCCCCGUCGCCGCUGUCACACACAUACUGACCGAUGUACUGACCAGUCACCUCCAAGAGGAGAAGUAUGAACUCCAGCGCUCUCGGGAGCAGACACUGACUCUUUGUAAGAUCAUAAAAAGCCGUGUGAAGGAGCUUCUGAUCCCCAGAUAUAAAAUCGUGGUGUUGGUCCACAUUGGCCAGCUCACUGGGCAGAGCAUCCAAAUCAGCAGUCGCUGUCUGUGGGACGCCUCCAACGACAACUUUGCCUCGUACUCUUUCAAGAACAGCUCUCUAUUCUGCGUUGCAACCGUGUACGUUGUCUACUUUGAAUGACACACACGGGCCUGUGCAUUUGCCACAAACGGUGAUGAGUUUUCUGCCUUAAAUUACUUGUAUUUUACACGUGUGUUACUAUGCUAUAUACUACUAAGCUAUGUCAAUACAAAUUAAACAAAAGCUUUAAUCAGUUUGCCACUCCCGGGUCUGCCUAUUGUCUCCCUUUGUUGGAAACAGCUUCACAAUUCUUAGAAUCACAAAUUAAUCUAAACCUGGAAGUAUUUUUGCUCUGGUUGUAAUCUGCUGACUAUUGUCAGAAAAUAAAAGAAAAUUAAAAUGUG
Menidia menidia (Atlantic silverside) is the source of this 846-nucleotide messenger RNA. NCBI's taxonomy places the organism in Eukaryota, Metazoa, Chordata, Actinopteri, Atheriniformes, Atherinopsidae. The record is from the annotation of a GenBank genome assembly.